GCAGCAACAGCAGGGAGUGUGACUGAGUCUGUGUGUGUGUGUGUGUGUGUGUGUGUGUGUUGUGCUCUAGCUACUGCGCAAAACCUCAGUCCGGAUUUAAGGCUGACGUCAGAGGAGCCAUUAGCGCGCGGUGACAGUCGGGUCUGGGAAAUAGAACAGCGCUCAGCGCGAGCAUCCUACAACCGGGGAGAAAGAGGGUAGAGACGCGGAGAGGAUGUCGUGUGCGCCGUUACACAGCCUAAUAUUAUUUAAUCUACAAAAGCGGCACAAUUGCACAAAUAGAGAUAGGAAAACCGACUAGAGCGCGAGAGUAUAGAGUAGGCUAGAUAAAUCGUGUCCUCAACCCACCGGAUUGAGCUCGUCAAUCAAAACAGCGGAUGGGGAGCCCGUGAGGCUUAGGCAUUAGGAACAGCAACUAAUCCCGUGAACAUACAAAAAAAAAAAAAAAUAACGGAUAAUAUUGCAUCGAAGCUGAACAUGAAGACUUUCAGGAUCUAACAAAAGCGAAUUGUGCCGAUUCGGGUCGAACCGAGCUCUCUGUGGUAUGUUCAAUCAGUUGAAUUUAAAUUUUAUAUCGAAAUGGGAGCUUUGACAAGUAGACAGAACGCAGGAGUGGAGGAGGUCGACAUACCGUCCAAUUCAGUAUACAGAUACCCACCUAAGACCGGAAGUUACUUCGCCAGCCACUUCAUCAUGGGCGGGGAGAAGUUCGAGUCAACCCACCCCGAGGGCUAUCUCUUUGGGGAGAACACAGACCUCAACUUCCUAGGAACCCGGCCCGUAGCGUUUCCCUAUGCCACCCCUCCCCCACACGAACCAGUCAAGACUCUACGCAGCCUCAUCAACAUCCGCAAGGACACACUACGCCUCGUCAGAUGUAAUGAAAACCUGAAGCUACCUGGGGGUGAGGUGGAAAAAGGCCGCUGCUGCUACAACAUCGAGUUCACCUUCGACGCGGACACACAGGUGGCCAUCACAAUCUACUACCAGGCCAUCGAGGAGUACCACAACGGAGUGCCCAUCAGAUACCUCCCUCAGGACAGCUCCCUGCAGUCAGAGACGGUGCACUUCAAACGGGGCGUCUGUCAGCAGUUCUGUCUUCCCUCACACUCGGUCAACCUGUCUGAGUGGGCCGACGAAGAGCUCCUGUUUGACAUGGACAAGGACGUCUACCCUAUGGUGGUGCAGGCCGUGGUGGAUGAGGGGGAUGACCAUAUGGGACAUUCUCAUGUACUGCUAGCAACCUUCGAAAAGCACAUGGAUGGCAGCUACUGCGUGAAGCCUCUGAAACAAAAACAAGUGGUGGAUGGAGUCAGUUACCUCCUGCAGGAGAUCUAUGGCAUAGAAAACAAAUACAACAGCCAGGAGUCUAAGGUAGCAGAUGACGAGAUAAGUGACAACAGCGCGGAGUGUGUGGUGUGUCUGUCGGACGUGCGUGACACACUCAUCCUGCCCUGCAGACACCUGUGCCUGUGUAACGCCUGUGCAGACACACUCCGCUACCAGGCCAACUGCUGCCCCAUCUGCAGACUGCCAUUCCGAGCGCUGCUGCAGAUCCGUGCCAUGAGGAAGAAGCUGAGCCCGCUCUCUCCAGCCGGAUACAACUCCGUCAUCACCUCCCAGACAUCCGACUCGGAGGAGCACUCUACGUCGGAGCACAUCCCGCCCGGCUAUGAGACGGUGUCUCUGCUGGAGGCCCUGAACGGGCCGCUGAACUCCGGGCGCUCCACGGCGCCCCAGCAGGGCAUGACCGGCGGCCACGUCUCAGGGUCGCUGCCCUCUGUGGGCAGCGAGAGCCGCCAGUCCCUGCCAGCUCACGCCUGCCCCCCGCAGGAGCACUGCAGUAACGCAGGCCAGGUCCUCAAGCUGAAGAAGAGCAGCUCAAAGUCCUUAUCCCAAAAUUCCUCAGUGCUUCCUGAAGAGGAUGAGAAGUCCUGCAGUGAAUCGGAUGUGCAGGGCGGUCAGCGCAAAGUGCCUGCAGACCAGCAGGAGGGUGUGACUCCUGAUAGUGAUAACCUCACACUGUCGUCUUCGGGAGCAGUGGACCAGUCGUCCUGCACGGGAACCCCACUCUCCUCCACCAUCGCCUCUCCUGAGGAGCCGGUGAGCAGUAGUCUAGCCCAGUCGGUGAUGUCCAUGGCGUCCUCCCAGAGCCAGCAGUCCCAGCUGAGCACGGACACACUCUCCUCCAUGUCCGGCUCCUACCAGGCCGCCGCGGAGGCCGACGACGCCCCAGACACGCCCAUGGAGAGCAGAGGACCCUCUCAGCAGGACGGAGAGGAGCUGCCCAGUGAAUCCAAAGAGCAAAACAUGGCUGCAGCUGCUGCUGAAGAGCAGGAACAAGAUUCUGAGGGUAAUGAGAUGGCAGAAGAGGACUGUCCUUCUCCCACUAAAGACCAAGGUGGGCUCGGGACGAGCAAGGCGCCGCCUUGUGGCGAGUUUGAGAAUAACAAUCAGGGCCCGUCCGACUCGCUCUGCCUCACAGGGCUGGACAAUGAGCAGCCCCCUGAUGCCCGAUUCGCCGGUUUGUUUUAUCUUGGAGCAUUCCGCCAUGGCCUUGACACAUUCUCUCACCAUGGCAACGAGUCGUUCCCUCUCCAUGGCAACCAGAUGUUUCCUCACCAUGCCUCCACUAGCAACAUCAACCUGGAGGAGAGAGGCGCAGCCAUGCCUAACACCGCCCCCAAAAGCACCCCCUGCACCCCUCAUGCCUCCCGCACCAACCGAAACCCCCGCCACGGCCCCUACGCCAUCUGAGCAGUCCCCCCACCCCCCUCUUGAACACUAAACACACCUCCGUCACCUGCUUUCCCAGUUCUCAUCUGAAUCAUGUCGCUCUCUACUACAACAUGAGCCCUACACUAUGUGAUAAACAGUGGAGCGUAUGUCAGAGGAAAAUAAUGCCCCCUGCCCCCAUGCUGGGGCAAACUGUCUAACCCCCAACCCCAGGCAAUAGUACGCCUCAGUGACUAUAUGUCUUGGAACAACCCACCCAUCCCUCUCCAAACUCUCCCUGUUCCUGAAUGGACAGCAGCACCACACAAAUCCUCCUCAUAGUGACAAGUGUGACGUGAUGUGACUACACCCCCUCCUACACACACACACACCAGACAUCUCCUAACCUCUUCAGGGCAUCAUAUCAUAUGAUGCCCCUCCACAAUAAUAAAAUAACAACAACUAAAAGCUCUCUAAAGAACGCAUCUGCAAAGCCACAGAGAUUCAGUACAGACAGCUCAGUGGACCUGACGCUCCGCAGCUGCUAAGGAUGAACUGGUGACCGCUGGUGAGGUGCCGAGGUUCAUGCUCAUGCCCACAACCAUCAGCCUCAGUUAUUAAAAGGCGCCUAACGUCUUGACUGGCACACUAUCCCAGACUGUGCUGCGUAAGUUUUCAUGGAGCAUAGAAUGCGGAGCUCAUCCACUCAUAUGUUGAAUAACCCCAGACAGCUGCGGGGUCAAACCCAUGGUAACGGCUCGGUCGGUCAGUCUCAUUGUCUCCCGCUGAAUGUUACUGUCGGGUUAGUACGGGUGGGCUUCUGCCACGUACUGCCCACUAGAAAGUUAAAGCGGAAGUUGACUGAUUAUCACAUUUUUAUCCGAAGUGAUAAGAACUUGGUUCAAGAAUCAAAUCCGGGUCGACUGAUUGUCAGUCGGAGAUGUUACAGCUGCUCCACCACGCCUGUGAAGAAACAGGACGUUGAAACAUGAUUACAGGAUGUAGAAACAGAGGAAGCAGAACGUCUGCAGACGGAUAGGAUAGGUGGUGAGGAAGAUGAGGUUGUGGACAAUUCAUGAUCCUGGUCUUCCAAACUAACUAACACACUAUUUUAUGUUCAACUCUAGCUUGCAUGCCCUUGGAAAAGUUCUAAAGCUGCCAGGUUCUCCUGGCCGGUUCUAAAGCUAAAAAGCUGCCUUGCUCGGGCCACACACAGACACGGUUGGUCAUGAGGUUGCUGGACUGAGGCUGAGGAUGCUUCCUAAAACAUAGGGGGUCACACACUCACUCUUAUGUUGCUGGUGUUGUUGUUGUGUGGUGUUGUGUUACAUGUACCUGAGCACAGUUGACAUCAGUCAGGCGACAGCCCUGUUUGCACAGACAGAGGAAAGACAUACUGCUCCCCGCUUCACUUGGACAAUACAAGCGUACAAGGAUAUUUAUCAAACUCCCUACACUGAAGUCAACCUGACGACCUCCACCUUCCUCCCUGUUAGAGUCUCUGUGCUUUGGCAGUUGACCAACAGGCACCAACAGAGUGGAUUCUACACCCAUCAGCCUGCUGCCACGCUGUUCUCUCCUUCUCCUGGUUACUCAGGGGACCUGGUACAGCUACUGAUGGAGUCCGGCUCCUCCAAUAGGGUUAUGCGGUGCUGCAGAAGCCUUCUGACCUGUUAGGGGAACCUGGAGAAGGUGCAUCUCUGACCCAGGUGUGGGGUCAGGCAGGUAAAUCCGUGCAAGGUUAGAGGUCACAUUCAUUGCAGCCACAUGAUAUGAGUUCAAUUUUACGUUUUGGUGAACAGUAUGCCCACAUGUACAUGGUUGCAUCCAGACUGCACAUCUGUCAUUGCUGCUCAGAGUGACUCUAAGACUGUUGACUGUCCUGAUUGUAAACUCCAUCAUUUUACACCCACAGCUGAAAAGGAUCCUGAAUGGAAUGUUUACCUUUUAUUAACCAUUUACUAACCUUUAAUUAAUACUUUCCCAUCCCCUCCUUCUAUUCCUCCACCGGACCAACCUCAAGUAGAUGUUCCUCCCACCCCAAACUUGGUUCUGCUCAAGGUUUCUUCCUGUUAAAUGACUCCCCGCCCCCUCAGCCCUAGGGUUCAGCUCUUGUGCUCCACAAAGCGCUUUGAGACUAUGUUGCUGUUAAUGGCACUAUAUGAAUGAAUGAAAUAAAAUUGAAUUGAAUAAAAUAGAUGCUACCCAGGUCCGUUCCGGAAUUGGAGUUGAUGCCAUAAACCAAGUCAGAACCCAGCUUGUUCAAGGAGGGACUACAUGUACCACAAUCCUUUGGGGGAGGCCUUUUCGGGCUAGCUAGCUGAGGUGCUAGUGCUUAAUGGUCGAGGUGUGGAAAACUGUGUGUGUGUGUGUGCCGUGCUGCUGACGAGCUAAUGUGUCCCCUGUGCAUCGAGCAGACACUACUAGAUAGUUACAUGCCUAGGUCUUAUCGGACAACAUCACAGAGGCAGGCCAACACAGCUGAAGGCCACACGCCUUAGAAGUGUGUGUGUGGAAAGGGCAUAUAAGAUCCUCAGCUUCUCUCAGUAGAAUAAGCCUUCACGUAGAACUGCUCUUCACGCUCACACUGGUUAUUUCUGAUAUGGUUCUGGAGACAAAGAGGUCCAGUAUGGAACCUUGAGUUGUUUUUUUCAGACAGUGAAAAACUUUAUCUGUGACUACCAGGUGAGGCAGGUUCUUACCCCGAAUAUUUGGAACCAAUAGAGAAUGUCAGCUCUUCCUUCACUGUUGUGGUUCCCAUUCCAGACCAUUAGAGGGAGAUAUAGAGCACUGAUGCUCUUCUCUAUGGUCCAGAGGUAAGGCAGGUCAUGAGGAGCAGAGGGUGCCUGAUGAAUGUCCAGCCCAUAGAUAUUAGAAAGCUAGAUACCGCAUUGGGCUCCACAACGUAUACGUAAAUAGCGUCGCCAUCUUGGUGGGGGCAACAAUAACUGGAGGCCAAUGGAGGAGCAUGUGACUGACUGGAAAUCAAACAGGUGUCUCUGAUUGCCGGCAAGUGUUGCCAUAGACAGCAAACGUGUUGCCCCCAGCAUUAUCGCGGCCGUGUUUACGAUGCCACCUAAUAGAACUCGACGGACACUGCGGUAUCUAGCUUUCUAAUAUCUAUGGUCCAGCCUGUAGGUAAUUUCCUGAAAAAUAUGUUCCCUAAUCGCCUGUGUUCAUCUGAGCCCCUGGCCCUACUUCCUUUCUUGUGUAAACAAAAUGAUUUUCUAUUUUUCUUAGAAUAGGUCUUGUUAUUGUCUCAUGUUGAUGUGCUGAUUGAUUAUCACAUGGAUUGUAAUGUAUUGAAUUAUUUUAAAAAAUAAACUUUAUUCACAAGUGCAGUCCGAGCACCCAUG
Molecule: messenger RNA, 6071 nt
Organism: Alosa sapidissima (American shad)
Lineage: Eukaryota; Metazoa; Chordata; Actinopteri; Clupeiformes; Clupeidae
Gene: rnf157
Product: ring finger protein 157
Exons: 19
Coding region: 580-2757 (725 amino acids)
Biological process (GO): protein ubiquitination
Cellular component (GO): cytoplasm
Molecular function (GO): ubiquitin protein ligase activity
Source: RefSeq, a predicted model, not a curated record